AAUACUAUGGCCCAUAGACGACCGCCGGGACCUAAUACCAUUACCAGCACCAGCCCUAGCUCCCCGUAGUUGAAGGCAGGAGAGGAAUCCGAGAAUCUCGCCGCAGGAUCAGGUCUUCCGCCAUGGCUUCCAAGCGGAUCCUCAAGGAGCUCAAGGAUCUGCAGAAGGAUCCCCCCACGUCUUGCAGCGCAGCAAGAUCUUGCAUGCAUUCACAUUUUACAGGUCCAGUGGCUGAAGACAUGUUUCAUUGGCAAGCAACAAUAAUGGGUCCAUCUGAUAGUCCCUACGCGGGGGGUGUUUUUCUAGUUACUAUACAUUUUCCUCCAGACUAUCCUUUCAAACCACCUAAGGUUUCUUUCAGGACCAAGGUUUUCCAUCCAAACAUCAAUAGCAAUGGAAGCAUCUGCCUUGACAUUUUGAAGGAGCAAUGGAGUCCAGCAUUAACUAUUUCCAAGGUACUGUUGUCUAUCUGCUCCCUUUUAACAGACCCAAACCCUGAUGACCCGUUGGUUCCAGAGAUUGCCCAUAUGUACAAGACAGACAGAGCCAAGUAUGAGGCCACUGCAAGGAGCUGGACCCAGAAAUAUGCAAUGGGCUAAGCAUCAGGGAAGGACGGGGAGGUUAUCAGGAACCCUAUCAUCAAUUGUUAAUUACCUGUGGAGACUGUGUUGUCUGUUGCUUGCAGGAGUGAAGUAACCUACUUGUGUAUCAUUUGAACCUAAGAAAGACGGCAACGAAAGCUUUACUAAGCUUUCCAAAACAAUGUUUUCAGAUAUUUUGUAUUUGAUUGUUUGCGUGGGUAAUAUUUGAACCAUAAAAUUAUCUAUUGGAUUUUGAUUUUUUUUG
Musa acuminata subsp. malaccensis (wild Malaysian banana) is the source of this 846-nucleotide messenger RNA. Its product is annotated as ubiquitin-conjugating enzyme E2 28. The record is from RefSeq and is a predicted model, not a curated record. Gene Ontology annotation, biological process: protein polyubiquitination; ubiquitin-dependent protein catabolic process. Lineage: Eukaryota; Viridiplantae; Streptophyta; Magnoliopsida; Zingiberales; Musaceae. Gene Ontology annotation, cellular component: nucleus.